Mytilus californianus (California mussel) is the source of this 1373-nucleotide messenger RNA. RefSeq names its product DNA-directed RNA polymerases I, II, and III subunit RPABC1. Gene Ontology annotation, molecular function: DNA-directed RNA polymerase activity; DNA binding. Gene Ontology annotation, cellular component: RNA polymerase III complex; RNA polymerase II, core complex; RNA polymerase I complex. The transcript has 8 exons. The record is from RefSeq and is a predicted model, not a curated record. NCBI's taxonomy places the organism in Eukaryota, Metazoa, Mollusca, Bivalvia, Mytilida, Mytilidae. Gene Ontology annotation, biological process: DNA-templated transcription. Bases 108 to 740 code for a protein of 210 amino acids.
AGUGUAACCCUCCUUUCAUAACUUCCGGUAAAUUUUCACAUGUUUCAUAUUUUUAGAUUUUAUUUCAAUUUUAGCUUACUGUAACAACGUAAAGAGGAGCUGAGAAGAUGGACGAUGAACAAGAAACAUACAAGUUAUGGAGAAUACGUAAAACAAUAAUGCAGUUAUGCCAUGACAGAGGGUAUCUUGUAACACAGGAUGAAUUGGACCAAACAUUAGAUGAGUUUAAAGGCCAAUUCGGAGACAAGCCAAGUGAGCGUAAACCAGCUAGAAGUGAUUUGAUUGUUCUUGUGGCUCACAAUGAUGAUCCAACAGAUCAGAUGUUUGUAUUCUUCCCAGAAGAACCAAAAGUUGGUAUAAAGACAAUAAAGACUUACUGUCAACGUAUGCAGGAAGAAAAUAUUACUAGAGCUAUAAUUGUUGUACAGAUAGGAAUGACACCAUCAGCAAAACAGUCAUUAACAGAUAUGGCACCAAAGUACAUUUUAGAACAGUUUAUAGAAUCUGAAUUAUUAAUCAACAUUACAGAACAUAUGUUAGUACCUGAACAUGUUGUGCUGAUACCAGAAGAAAAAUCAGAAUUGUUAUCUAGAUAUAGAUUAAAAGAGUCACAGUUGCCUAGGAUACAGCAAGGGGAUCCAGUGUCUAGGUAUUUUGGACUAAAACGAGGACAGGUUGUUAAGAUAAUCAGGAAUUCUGAGACUGCUGGUAGAUAUGUCAGUUAUCGACUGGUUGUAUGAAAUCAUUUCAACAGUCAACAUUUGAAGAAAAGAGCAACAAACUACAACAUUUCUGAAAACAUGAUAUUCCUGUUGACUGUCAGUAUAGUAAUGGCUAUAGACAACAGUGAAACUAGAAUGCUGCUAUUAUACUUUGGCUGAUACAGAGAUGUUAUCAGCUAUUAUUUUGAUAUGUAUUAUGCCAAGGAUGUGAAAAGAGAAAAAAUAUAGCAUGCAUAAUGCUUUUUGAAGUGAAUGUUGAUUUAAAAAUCAUAGACAUUUUCAUAUUUUAAUCAGUAAGGAAAGUUCAUCAAUAAUAAGUAGUCAGAAAAUAUAUAGUAAAAAUAUACUAUAAUUUUACAUAGUUUUAACACAACAGACAAUUUAAAUGUAUGGCCUUGUAGCACGUAAAAUAGUGUUGAAUCUUUUGAAUAGAAAGUUUUGGAUAAAGAAUUACUAUAAACUUAUUCACUUACCCAGUGUUUCACAGAUCGGUAUAUGUUAAGAUUAUUUUUAUGCUUAGUUGUAUCAGUAUUUCAUGACAUCAUUAUACAUUUGUAUUUUACAUUGCAGUGAAAGGAAUGUUCACUUUUUCUUUUACAUAUUUCAUACACAUUUAAAUCUUUGUAAUAAAAAAUUAAACAUAUUGUUGAA